Messenger RNA from Ciona intestinalis (vase tunicate), 2283 nucleotides. The record is from RefSeq and is a predicted model, not a curated record. Lineage: Eukaryota; Metazoa; Chordata; Ascidiacea; Phlebobranchia; Cionidae.
UUUAAUUGUUACAGAAGAAUCUUGAUUGUUGACGUGUCAGAUUAUGAAUCAAUUAAUGAUUUGAUUUAAUGUGAAAUGAAGCAAAAGUCAAAUUUUAUUUAUUUUUAAAUUUAUUUCAAAGAAAACGACAAAAUGCUAAAGUUUCGUUCAAGAAAACUCCAGUAUUGCAAGAUAAUACUUGCCACAUCACUGUUCUGGUUCAUGAUCGACGUUUUCUUUCUUCUCAACUUCACCGAUUGUAAAUCAAACUGCGAGAAAAACAGCGAAGGCGGGAACUUCCUGUCCAAGAGGGUUUUACCUGCGCUAGAAAAUGCGUUACCGAAGUUUAGUCUAACAAGCGGUCCUGGGGAGAUGGGCAAAGCUGUGAUAAUACCUAAAGAUAAAGAAAAGGAAAAACAAGAGAAAUUCAAAAUCAACCAGUUUAACUUAAUGGCCUCGGAGAUGAUCGCGUUGAACAGGAGUUUACCCGAUGUUAGAAUGGAGGGUUGUAAAUCGAAGAAAUACCCGGAGAAACUCCCGACCACGUCCAUAGUUAUCGUGUUUCAUAACGAAGCAUGGUCAACCCUGCUACGUACAGUGCAUAGCAUUAUCAACAGAUCACCAAGUCAUUUGUUGGAGGAGAUUAUAUUGGUGGAUGAUGCUAGUGAAAGAGAUUUCCUUGGAGCUCCAUUAGAGCGUUACGUUCGCAAACUACGGACCCUCGUUCGUGUCGUUCGGAUGGAAAAGCGAACGGGUUUAAUACGAGCUCGGUUACGAGGGGCGUCGGUGUCAACGGGGCAGGUUAUAACUUUUCUCGAUGCUCACUGUGAGUGUACGGAGGGUUGGUUGGAACCUUUGCUGUCAGAGAUUGCCAAGGACAGAACAACAGUUGUUUGUCCAAUUAUUGAUGUCAUAAGCGACGAAACAUUUGAAUUCAUGGUUGGUUCGGACAUGACGUAUGGUGGAUUUAACUGGAAACUGAACUUCCGUUGGUACCCGGUCCCGCAACGAGAAAUGGAUCGCAGGAAAGGAGAUCGAACACUUCCUGUUAGGUCACCAACAAUGGCUGGAGGAUUGUUCUCGAUCGAUAAAAGUUACUUCGAAGAACUGGGGACAUACGACGCGGGGAUGGAUAUUUGGGGCGGGGAGAACCUCGAGAUAUCUUUCAGGAUAUGGCAGUGUGGGGGAACCCUCCUCAUCGUAACGUGCUCCCAUGUUGGCCAUGUAUUCAGGAAAGCGACCCCGUAUACCUUCCCUGGGGGGACGGGUCAAAUCAUCAAUAAGAACAAUCGUAGAUUAGCCGAGGUUUGGAUGGACAGCUUCAAAAACUUCUUCUAUAUUAUAACACCUGGGGUGUUGAAGCAGGAGUACGGCGAUAUAAGCGAACGUGUACGACUUCGUGAGAAGUUACAAUGCAAGUCGUUCAAAUGGUAUCUUGAAAAUAUUUAUCCCGACUCACAAAUCCCUGGUGAAUAUUAUUCACUUGGUGAGAUUCGCAACGAAGAAGGAGGUUUAUGUUUGGACACGAUGGGUCGGAAGGAAAACGACAAAGUUGGAAUAUUUAACUGUCAUGAAAUGGGGGGGAACCAGGUAUGGGCGUACACGGGCAACCAAGAGUUACGUUGCGAUGAUAUUUGCCUCGACGCAUCUAAAGUAGGAGGUCCGAUCAUGAUGGUGAAGUGUCAUCACAUGCGGGGGAAUCAACUGUGGGAAUACGAUGAGGAUACCCGUUUAUUAAAACACACGAACACCCACCAAUGCUUGGAUCGCCCCGUCGACCAAUCAUCACAACUACCUUUAUUAACUGAUUGUGAUGUCACAAAGCGCUCACAACGAUGGUUGUUGAAGAACAUGGACCUUCCCGUGUCGUCAUGACAACCACGUACUUGAUGUAAAAAUGCUUCGGUGGAAAAAGUGAAAAUAUUUUCGGAAUGUCAGGGGUGGUCGUGUGCAAUAAUUAAACAUGCAGUUAAAAUGAAGUUGUUUUAAAACUAUCGCGCACAAUCUAUUUUCAGACAUUUUUAAACCUCUGCGGUGUUCCGUUGCGAUUCUGUACUUUUCAACUAUGAACAAAAAAAAGCGAUAUUUUUUUUCAAAUAUUUUGAACUAAAAUUUCGUAAUUUUUUAAAAUUUUUUGCUCUUUGUAACAUUAGCGUUGAAUAUUAUACAAGAUUAGAAUUUAUUUCAUUCUGGAUUAAAGUGUAAUUUAUAUCUUAAUUAUUACAUGACAAUACAGUCAUUACGACAUAUAUAUAUUUAAGCAACUGCAGUUUUAGACAAAAUAUAAAUUUCAAAAUGCGGAAA